AUGGCAGGCGGCCCGGCCUCCCUCCUGGGGGGCCUGGUCGCCCUGCUGGCGCUCCGGCCGCUGAGCGCCAUCCACGUCGGCCGCGUGAGCGGCCGGGCCUCCACUGCGAAGAGGGCGGCGUGGCAGAGGCUGGGCACCGUGAGCACCACGCACGUCGAUCUCGGCAGCUACGCGGGGCCGACGAACGUCACGGGCAUCGUCACCCACGCGGGGAAGCAUGCCCUGGACUACAUCGACAGCGCAGCCAUGCUCGGGCUCGUGCUCCAGCGCCACCUGCCGGAGGUGCCCAGGUUCGCCAUCGUGAUCGAGGGGAUGAAGGACUGUUUCCAGGCCCAGCUGAGGAACGCGGGUUGGCACCUCGUCAUGGUCGAGGACUGGGGAGAGGAACACAUCGGCGGCAGCGCGGAUGCCAAAUUCUUCGGCCGUUGGGGAGACAGUUUUGAGAAGCUGAACGUCUGGCGGUUCCCGCUGGAUCGUGUGCUCUUCUUAGACUCUGACACCUACGUGUUCAGCGACAAGGUGCGCGAAAUUCUUGACACCAAGCUUGAGCCUGGCCAGAUCGGUAUGACCAAGGACGGGUGCAAGCCAGAGCACAACAGCGGCAUGAUGCUCUUCAAGCCGCAGCUUUCUGUUUACGACGACUUGCUUCGAAUGAUCGCCGAUCAAGGGUCUGCCGGCAACGGCCGAGAGAUUCUUGAUCAGACACUCGUGAAUAAAAAGUACGAGGGGAACAUCGUCACGAUGGAUUCGCGGUUCAAUUGUGUCGACUAUCAGGUCGACCCACGCUGCAAGCUGAGUUGCGGGCAGGACACUAUCGUCGCCCAUUUCACUGGCAACCCGAAGCCCACACGGGAAGGAGUUCCGCAUGUUAACCUCGUUCGGCACGGGAACAUUUCUGUUUGCCAGGGCACCAAUUUGGGUGGUUGCCAGCUCUGGUCUAGAUAUUAUUGCGACAUGAAGAAGAAUGCAAAUUACCUUAGCAAGCUGCUCAAACGGACCCUCAGUCAGACGGGCCAGUGCUUGUCGCCCGUUGCGUUGGCGGAGGAGGACGAGGCCGAGGAGAAGGCGAGGCAGGAAGAGGCCGAGCGCAAGGCGAAGACGGCGGCUGAGGCGACGGCGAAGGAGGCGACCGCGAAGCAGGAGGCCGAGGCGAAGGCGAAAGAGGAGGCCGAGGCGAAGGCGCGGCAGGAGGAGGCCGAGCGCAAGGCGAAGGCUGCGGCUGAGGCGAAGGCGACUGAAGAGGCCAAGCGCAAGACGAAGGAUGAGGCCGAGGCAAGGGCGCGGCAGGAAGAGGCAGAGCGCAAGGCGAAGGCUGCGGCCGAAGUGAAGGCGACCGAAGAGGCUGAGGCGAAGGCGAAGGAUGAGGCCGAAGCAAAGGCGCGGCAGGAAGAGGGCGAGCGCGAGGCGAAGGAGAAGGCUGAGCGCAAGGCCAGGGAGGAGUCUGUCGCAAAGGCGAAGGAGGAGACCGACCGCAAGGCGAAGGAAGAGGCUGAGGCGAAGGCGCGGCAGGAAGAGGUUGAAGCGAAAGCGAAAGUUGCGGCUGAGGCGAAGGCGAAGGAAGAGGUUGAGGUGAAGGCGCGGCAGGAGGAGGCUGAGCCAAAUGCGAAGGCUGCGGCUGAGGCGAAAGCGACUCAAGAGGCUGAGGCGAAGGCGAAGGAAGAGGCCGAGGCAAAGACGCAGCAAGAGGAGGCCGAGCGCAAGACGAAGGAAGAGGCUGAGAGCAAGGCGAAGGAGGAGGCUGAGGUCAAGGCGCGGCAGGAGGAGGCCGAGCGCAAGGCGAAGGAGGAGGCUGAGGCGAAGGCGCGGCAGGAGGAGGCUGAGGUGAAGGCGAAGAGAGAGGCUGAGCGCAAGGCGCGGAAGGAUGCUGAGGUGAAGGCCAUGGAGAGGAAGGCUCAGCGCAGGGCAAAGAGAGCGGCUGAGGCGAAGGCGCGGCAGGAAGAGGCUGAGGGAAAGGCGCAGGAGGCUGAUGCGAAGGCGAGGCAGGAGGAAGCCGAGCGCACGGCCAAGGAGGGAGCUGAGACGAAAGCAAAGGAGGAGGCUGAGGCGAAGGCGAGGCAGGAAGGGGCCGAGCGCAACGCGAAGGAGGCGGCAAAGGCGCAAGCCAAAGAGGGGGCUGAGCCGAAUGCGACGGAUGCAGCUCAAGCGACGGUGUUGCUGAGUUCUAGGACCGUUCUAAAUGAUACUGGUCUCCAUUACGAGGGAACUCUCAUGGAUAUCAGGAAGAAGCUGGAAGAUGCAAUGUCGGCUCUCCCGCAGAUUUCAGAGACCGCACCAGUACGCAGGGCUUUGCAGAUGCGGCUGGAUGAAAUCACCAAGAAGCAGCUGGAAGACUCCAUCGCGGCGCUCCCCGAUAUGCCCGAAGUUGAAAAAGCACGCAUCUCAUUGCAGGAGCAGCUGUUCGACGUGAACGCCCGCAUCCGGUAG
Messenger RNA from Prorocentrum cordatum, 2424 nucleotides. The record is from the annotation of a GenBank genome assembly. Lineage: Eukaryota; Dinophyceae; Prorocentrales; Prorocentraceae.